Messenger RNA from Hibiscus syriacus, 933 nucleotides. RefSeq lists its product as uncharacterized. The coding region runs from base 1 to 933 and encodes 310 amino acids. Gene Ontology annotation, molecular function: catalytic activity. The record is from RefSeq and is a predicted model, not a curated record. NCBI's taxonomy places the organism in Eukaryota, Viridiplantae, Streptophyta, Magnoliopsida, Malvales, Malvaceae. The transcript has a single exon.
AUGCGAGAUCAUUCUCCGGAUGUUGUAGGAUUCGUUAAAACCCGUAUAAGUAAACAUGUCGCUGACAGAGUUAUUGCUCAACUUAAAAUUCCGAACUCUUUUAGAGUAGAAGCUGAUGGUUUUUCUGGAGGCAUUUGGAUCUGUUGGUAUGAUCACAUUCAAAUAGAUGUUCUUUUCAAUCACUUUCAAUUCGUCCAGUGCAGAAUCCACUGUAAGUCCAACAACCAUUCCGCUCUCGCUACUUUUGUUUACGCAAGUCCAAACCCUGCCAAAAGGAAAACUCUUUGGUCUUAUCUCCAAUUACUCUCCAAUCAUAUUAACGAGCCUUGGGUUAUCCUAGGCUAUUUUAAUGCAGCAUUAUCUCCAAAUGAUCGAAAAGGUUGUGUUAGUAUCCCUGUAUCGGAUCAAGAUUUCAGUAAUAUUGUCUUUGAUUCAAGUCUACAUAAUCUUGGUUAUCAAGGACCUGACUUUACUUGGUAUAGAGGACCCUGUGCCGUUCGCCUCGACCGAUGCUUAUGCAACGACAAAUGGCUUGAUGCAUAUCCUGAUACAUUGGUUUAUCACCUUCUCAGAAUGAAGUCCGACCAUAGACCACUUUUACUCUCUAUUGGCAAAAACUCCAAUAAGCGGCAUCAAAGUCAAUUUCGAUACUUUGUGGGAUGGACUCUCCACAAAGAUUUCCAUAAACUUGUGCUCGAUAACUGGGAUUCUUCACUUCUAAUUACACAAGCUAUCUCUAAAUUCAGUAGCGCUGCCAAAAUCUGGAACCAACACUCUUUUGGGCAGCUUUCUCACCGCAAGCGCAACAUUAUGGGGCGUCUAAGGGGCAUCCAACGAUAUCUGGAUAAAAAGCACAGUGCUUAUCUCUUGCAACUUGAGACUAAGCUUCAAGCUGAACUUGAAUUAAUCCUUGAUCAAGAGGAGCUCUUAUGA